AUGGACGAGGCGAAGGGCGCGACGGCGACGGCGCGAGGAUCGGCGACGAGGGCGGCGUCGGCGCGCGAGACGGCGGUGCGAACGCCGAUGAUUCGCGAGGCGCGGCGGCGGGCGACGACGAGGACGAGGACGCGCGAGGGGGGGGAGGGCGGGCGCGGGGCGCGCGAGGACGGUUUGAAAUUCAAAGUCGGCGGCGACGACGAGACGCGGUCGACGAGAGGGGCGAGCGCGAGCGCGUCGGGGGGGGCGCGCGAGGCGGUGGUGGUUGGAAUGCGAUUAGACGCGCUGUUUGACGCCGCCGCGGAUCGGGAGACGAGGGAUUCGGAAGCGGCGACGAGGGCGGACGAUUUGACGGCGUUCGCGGCGGCGAUGACGCCGCGGGCGCGCGAGAGAGCGCCGCGGCGCGCGCUGGCGGUGUACGAGAAGACAUUCGUGUGUGGGAUAGGAGGGUGUGAGAAGAGUUACGGGAGCGCUUCGAGUUUGUGCGCGCAUAAACGAGCGAGACAUCCGGGUUGGCGCGAAGCGGCGACCGCGACGAAGGCGACGACGAUCAAGAAGGAAGACGACGAAGACGUGAUCGACGGCGCCGGAGACGCCGGAGACGCGGUCGAUGAUGAUGGUAACGUCUUCGACGACGCGUCGAUGCGCCUGGCGCGCAAACGCGGGGCGAGCGGUUUGAACGACGCGAACCGCGCGUCGGCGCUCGGCGCCUACUUUGAAAUCGUCGCCGCGGAUGCGCACGGACGUUUGAGUUCGGCGAAUCGAACCAAACGGCGUCUCGUUCGUCUUUCUAAAGACGCGGGCGCGUGCGCGAACGACCCGAGCGAGCCCGCGGAACGGCGCGCCGCCGCCGCCGCCGCCGCGCGCGUCUUCGCGACGGUGGAAGAGUCCGUCGACGGCGAGCAAGAGCGCGCCAGCGCUUGGUUACACACCCUCGACGACGCCUCGAGGGCGGUUUCGAAAACUCAAACCUCGUCGUCGAUCAUCGACGCACGAGCGCUCGACCCGGACGCGCGUUCGCACGCGCCGGAGCUCGUCCGCGCGUGCGUUCGGCACCGCAUCGCUCGCGUCUUACGCCGAGCCUUCGUCCAAGCCGCGUCGCCGGCGUGA
Ostreococcus lucimarinus CCE9901 is the source of this 1110-nucleotide messenger RNA. RefSeq lists its product with no specific name. The transcript has a single exon. NCBI's taxonomy places the organism in Eukaryota, Viridiplantae, Chlorophyta, Mamiellophyceae, Mamiellales, Bathycoccaceae. The coding region runs from base 1 to 1110 and encodes 369 amino acids. The record is from RefSeq and is a predicted model, not a curated record.